Molecule: messenger RNA, 354 nt
Organism: Prunus armeniaca (apricot)
Lineage: Eukaryota; Viridiplantae; Streptophyta; Magnoliopsida; Rosales; Rosaceae
Source: the annotation of a GenBank genome assembly
AUGGCCACAUUGGAUUCUGAUGUGCCGAUGGUACCGGUAGGCGAGGCUUCAAGCAGCGCUGGUCCUUCUUCGACCAAGAGGCCCAAGCGGUUCGAGAUCAAGAAGUGGAAUGCUGUAGCUCUCUGGGCUUGGGAUAUUGUGGUUGAUAACUGUGCCAUUUGCAGGAACCAUAUCAUGGAUCUCUGCAUCGAGUGCCAAGCGAACCAGGCAAGUGCCACAAGUGAGGAGUGUACGGUUGCUUGGGGGGUCUGUAACCAUGCAUUCCACUUCCAUUGCAUAAGCCGAUGGCUGAAAACCCGCCAAGUGUGUCCGUUGGAUAACAGCGAGUGGGAGUUUCAGAAGUACGGUCACUAG